AUGGCACCAAAUUCCUUCUUCGAGGAGGCUAUCAAGGUCACUCCUCAGGGCGAAAACCGAUACAGCGCCUACCUUCGGCCAGAAUGGUGCAUUGGAACCGUCCCCCACGGUGGCUACACAACAGCCGUUAUCUACAACCUGGCCCUAACACAUUUUGCGCACGCCCACCCAAAGCAAUACAAGAGCCCAGCAGCGCCAAUCUCACUGCAACUCUCCUUUCUCCGGCGCACAGCCUCAGGCCCCGCCACCUUUGAAGUGGAAGAUGUCAAGAUCGGAGCCCGCACAAGCACCAUCCACAUCAAGCUGCUCCAACCUUCUGAAAAGAAGCCCGGGACGUUUGAAACCAUGGUAGCUGGCUACAUCACAGUCAGCCCGCCCGACGCGGAGGUAGGCAUUAGCGCCAAAACAGGGUGGAAGCCGCAACCUGCGCCUGCAUCUGGGUCGCGCGCCGAUGGAUCGGUUGAUCUCUCUGCGCUGGGACGAACUGGCUCCGAUGGCGCAUGGCAGAAGAUCGAACCGCCGUUCCCUGAGUUCCGAAAGGCUGGCACGCAUACCGAAUUGUUUGGUCCCAAGAACGGGCACUCGCUGCAGAAGCAGGGUGGAGGUUUGAGUAUUGACCAGUGGGCGCGUUUCCGGCCUGGUGGGGAUGUGAAUGGGCGGUGGUCGAACGCUGCAGUUGCUUACUUGAUUGAUAUGUUCCCAUCGGCCCUGGAUGGGUUUGAUACCAUGUCUGCUGAGGCGGCAGCGAGAGAGAAUGGGGGCUCUGCUGAAGGGCAGAAGGCUAAGAAUUGGUAUCCUACUGUUACGCUGAAUGUGGAUAUGAAGAAGCAUCUGCCAGCUGAAGGGGUCGAAUGGCUUUAUAGCCGUGUUGUCACCAAGGUUGUUAGGGAUGGAAGAACAGACUUGGGGGUUACCGUUCUGGAUCAAGACGGAGAGGUCGUCGCGUUGAGUACGCAGGUUGGAUUGGCGCUUAGUGCUAGUCGGAAUGUUGGAACAAGAAAGUACGGGAAGUUAUAG
Molecule: messenger RNA, 1017 nt
Organism: Penicillium brevicompactum
Lineage: Eukaryota; Fungi; Ascomycota; Eurotiomycetes; Eurotiales; Aspergillaceae
Product: thioesterase family protein
Exons: 2
Coding region: 1-1017 (338 amino acids)
Source: RefSeq, a predicted model, not a curated record